UCUCUUUUUUUUUCUCUCUAUAAUAUUGGUAUUAUUUUUAUUUUUUAUUGUUGGUUUUUCUCUCUUCAAAUUUUCUCGGAAAAUAUUUGGCAAUGGCGAUGAGGAAGCCCCUGACGCAGCAGCGUCUCUUCAACAUCUCGAAGAUGGCGUCGCAAAGCCUCAUGAACUGCCGUAUAUCGUCGUCUUCGUUGGCCGUGAGGACCCGGAUUCCGAAAGAUCCCGGCGAAUCCGAUAUUGUUCCGGAGCCAGGAGAUAGCGGCGUUAUCCGGAGGUUUCUGCAUCAGAGUUCCAUGAUUCGGCCGGAUAUCCUGAAGACGCCGAUGGGAGGGAAUCUGAUUGAGAAGCUCCGGGAGAUGGAUUUGCUGGGGGAACGGAUGCGUUUAGAAGGACUUGCUCAGCCGGUGAAAUCUGCCGCGGCAGUUUCCGAGGAGAUGACGGCGGCGGGGCUGACGGUGGAGGACGCCAGGAAGUUUCUGAGAGCGGCGCAGAUCGAGGCCGUGAAAUCGAGGCUGAGAGAGACCGGGAGGAGCUGGAUUCCGUACGCGGAGUUCGUCCGCGUCUGUGGAGAAGCAUGUUCCGACUCCGAUCAAGGAUCGCAGAUCGCGAAGAUCCUGGACGAUUCCGGAAACGUCAUCGUUCUGGGAAAAUCGGUCUGCCUCAGGCCUGAUCAGGUCACGAAAUCAAUUGAAGGCCUACUUCCUCUUCCGCACGUUCACAACCCGAACGACCCCAGAAGGAAAGAGCUCGAUGAGCUUGAAGCAAAGAAAGCCGUGAUCGACAAGAAAGCAGGUGCCAUGGUCCAGAGAGAGCUCUGGGCUGGUCUUGGUUACUUGAUCCUCCAGACCGCUGGGUUCAUGAGGCUCACCUUUUGGGAACUCUCGUGGGACGUGAUGGAACCCAUCUGCUUCUACGUCACGUCCGUUUACUUCAUGGCCGGUUACGCCUUCUUCCUCCGGACAUCGAAAGAGCCAUCUUUCGAAGGGUUUUACCAGAGCCGGUUCGAAGCCAAACAGAGGAAACUGAUGAACCGUCAUGAGUUCGAUGUCGGCAGGUACGAGGAGCUGAAGAAGCUGUUUCACCCCAAGGCUUCAUCUUCUGCUGCCCCUCAGAUUGCCGGUGUUCUCCCCAAUCAAUUUUGAUUUACUCCAUAUGAUCUGAUCGAAACCAUUACAAUGGUUGUCUGAUUAUCCUGACCGGAGCUUAUCCUCUCUACCCCCCAAGCAAAAAAAAAAAUGAAUAGUUAUAGGUGAAAUUUAAUUUCAAUAUCUUUGAUAUUAUAAUAACGUUUUGUUCGAGUAGGUGCGGCUACAGAGACAUCCCGGAAGAGUAUGUUCUUAUUUCCAUUUCUCUUUUUAUCUGUUGUGUUUUUUUUUUCCGUGACUGCGCAUGUGACCGAUCCAAUACGUUGUGAUCGCUCAUCAAUCACGGUUUAUUUGUAACACAAAAUUAAUAAAAAAAACUGAUAAAUGAUCAGUAUUAACCAUA
This is a messenger RNA of Tarenaya hassleriana, 1485 nucleotides long. Its product is annotated as calcium uniporter protein 2, mitochondrial-like. The record is from RefSeq and is a predicted model, not a curated record. Lineage: Eukaryota; Viridiplantae; Streptophyta; Magnoliopsida; Brassicales; Cleomaceae. Gene Ontology annotation, molecular function: uniporter activity; calcium channel activity. The transcript has 2 exons. The coding region runs from base 93 to 1139 and encodes 348 amino acids. Gene Ontology annotation, biological process: mitochondrial calcium ion homeostasis; calcium import into the mitochondrion. Gene Ontology annotation, cellular component: mitochondrial inner membrane; uniplex complex.